This is a messenger RNA of Carica papaya (papaya), 1296 nucleotides long. The record is from RefSeq and is a predicted model, not a curated record. Lineage: Eukaryota; Viridiplantae; Streptophyta; Magnoliopsida; Brassicales; Caricaceae.
UCUAUUUUCCCUCGCGAAUUUUCCGGCGUUACAAGCACUAUGCUUCCUAUGCAUAUAACCGCAAAAUCCUUUUCCUCGCGUAUUGACAGAUAGUCUAUGAGAAGCUGGUGCCUUUGGCAGUCGUCUGAAGAUGGCAGUGUUGAGCUGGAAGCACCAUACGUUGAUUCAAGCGUUGAUAGCACGAGGUCCUCUCAAGGAGAAGGAAUUCCACUCCAUUUUCACUGGCGUCACAGGGAAAAACCCAGGUAAUAAUAAACAACUAUUCGAUGAGUAUCUCCUUGCAAUAAACAAGGAACUUUCCUAUGUCCAUUUUGAGCUACGAGCCUGCAGAGAUCAAUAUGAUGGCCAAGUUUGUUAUGGAGUGGUCAAUAAUAUCGCUGAUGAACAAUCCAAGCUUGGAACAAAAUAUUCAGUUCCACAGAUUGCAUUCUACAAGGGAAUUAUUGAAGCAAUUGCACAAGAUGUUACAGCGCAGGGUACCAUAUCCAACAUUGAGGCUCUUAAUAUUCGACUGGAGACCCAGAUGUUGAAUGGGUCUGAAGCACAAUCAGAGAGUAAUCCACCUGAUAUCCCCCUUGCUCUCAGGAAUUUCACAAUGUGUCAGAAGGAGAAAACUCUUGAUGAGCUGAUACAAGAUAAAUGGCUUUGUAGCACCACGGACCAUAAGAUUGGACUUGGUACCAGAUCCCUCCUUGAUCUGCGAAGUUGGUUCAGGAAUGCUGAUGUUCCUUCAUGUCAAGUAUGCAAUGAAGCUGGAAUAAAGGCAGAAUUAUGCUCAAGUGAAAGUUGUAUGGUUCGGAUUCAUCAAUAUUGCCUUAGAAAGAUGAUUUCUCGAAAGACCAGAGAGAAAGUUUGCCCAGGUUGCGGCAAUCAGUGGCCAUAUCAGGCACCCAAAAGAGAAGCUAUAGAAGAAGUCGGACCUAGUGAGCCUUCCCAGAGCCAGCUAGCUGCAGGAUGCAGACGCAAUGAAGGAAGUGAAGGAUCCAAGAAGAAGAAGUCUAAAAUGAGUAGACCUAGUCAUACAGAUACGAACAGAACCAUCUCUCAACCUUCUCAGACUACCUGUCUUUCUUCCGAUUCAAGAAGAGUAACUCGGAGUUCCUCGGGCUUGAGGUAAAUACUUACUACUACUGUUAUUAUUAUGGUACGUGCAUGUUUUAGAGAGGUGUAUAAUCUGAUGAUGGUGUAUAUUUUGCAAGCUUUUGUUUUGAAAUAAUAUUAUAGCUAUUAUCAUACUUCCUACCAUCCUAAUCAGUUAAAUAUCCAUCUUAUUUUAAGAAAAAUUUGUCGUCCGUA